This is a messenger RNA of Acanthamoeba castellanii str. Neff, 888 nucleotides long. RefSeq lists its product as uncharacterized. Bases 1 to 888 code for a protein of 295 amino acids. NCBI's taxonomy places the organism in Eukaryota, Discosea, Longamoebia, Acanthamoebidae. The record is from RefSeq and is a predicted model, not a curated record. The transcript has a single exon.
AUGGACGAGGAGAUGCCGACAGACCAUGCGGCGGCAUGCGAUCAGCUCGAGCAGGGCAACCUCGCCGAGCCUGAGGAGGCCGCGAUGGCUAAGCGGCUAGAGGUAUGGGUGCAGCGACACCUGGCCUGCCUGCCUAAGUCCGAGUCCCGCCUCCUCCGCGCGCUGCGCACCGAUCUGUGCUCGGUCAAGCGCCAGGUCUGGACUGCCGACGCCGUGUUCGAUCGUCUGGUCCGUCUGGGCCACAUCGAGGUUGUCGCGGACGAGACCACCGCACCGGCUCGCGCAGACGAGGCCGACAACCAAGAAGACUGCCGCCCCCGCAACAGACACAGUGAAAGGCCACAAAUGGCCCGCGAACGGGCCCCAGGCCGUAGCGGGAGUGACCGACGACCAAGGCCAGCGCGGCAGCUGCAACCUCGCGUUCGGGUGCAACUGAUCUUCCACGCUUGGCCCGAGGUGAGGGUGGAGAGCGAGGGCGGAGCUGAUGAUGAGUUGGAGGAGGCGGCGGUGGUGAUGGAGAAGGUGAUGCGAUGGGUCGAGCGGCAGGAGGCCAACCCGCAGCAGCGUCCUACUUCGGUGGAAGCGGCCAAGCGCUCCCUGGCCCAGCUGUGCUUUGUCAACGUCGGCUUCCAGCCCGAGCGACUCGUCGAGCUGCUGGCUGCGAAGAACUACCUUCGCCUUGAUCAGACGAAUGAAGAGGAUUCCAAAGUGGAGAAGAAGGUGGUAUGGUUGCUGAAGCAGACGGUGGCGGGUGGAGUUGAGGGCAAGAGAAAGAGUGAGGAAGUGGGCGAUCAGGACAAGGAACACCAAGAAGAAAGUAAGACAGGAACGGACGCAACGGAAAAUGAAGAGAAGCAAGACAGUAGGAAGAGGAUGCGCUCCCUUUGA